Molecule: messenger RNA, 966 nt
Organism: Moneuplotes crassus
Lineage: Eukaryota; Ciliophora; Spirotrichea; Euplotida; Euplotidae
Source: the annotation of a GenBank genome assembly
UAAGAUGAAAAUUAAUUAAAUAAUAACUCUUACCUAAAUAUGAGCUACGCAUAUUUGGAUGUGAUCUCCCAAAUUAUAGGGUGGGUCUACUUUUUCGCAUGGUCAUUCUCAUUCUACCCCCAGGUAUUACUAAAUUACAGAAAGAAAUCAGUUGCAGGAUUCUCACUGGAGUUUGCACUGCUAAAUGUGUCCGGGUUCUUCUUCUACAGUCUAUACUCGAUGGGAGGGUUUAUCUAUCCACACCUCGGAACAGGAGAAAUCAAGCCAAAUGAUCUUUUCUUUGCCUUCCAUGCAUUCUCACUGGCAUCUAUUCAGCUUUCUCAGGCCUAUAUUUAUGAAAGAGGACAGCAGAAAACAUUUGCUUUGUGGGCAGUCGUCCUUCUGAUAGUAGAAUGGAUUACCUUGAUAGUGGUGUUCUUACUCGAAGGUGUUAUUAAUAUUGGAGUUAUGCCACAGGCAUUCAAUACCUUCAGAGUGGCUGGAUAUAACAAAGCAAUCAUUACCUUCUUGAAAUAUGUUCCUCAAGUAUGGCUCAACUGAAAGAGGAAGAGUACCCAAGGAUGGAGUAUUCUGAACAUUUUCCUAGAUUUCACAGGUGGAAGUCUUUCUAUCCUACAACAGGUUCUUGAUAUGGUCUACAACGGUCUUACUGAAGGAAACUGGAGUUUCUUCGGAUCAGGAGACGGAUUUAAUAUAGUCAAAUUCAUGUUAGGGGUUAUGUCAAUUUUCUUCGACAUAAUUUUCAUGAUACAGCACUUUAUUCUGUUCCGAGGUAAUCAUAAUCAAGAACAAGGAGACACCAGUGAUCCUUUGAUCACUAGAGCAAAUAAGUUCACACCUCUCGCUGAAGAUGAGGAGGACUACGAAGACCGGGUGCUUAGAGACUCUCCUAAAGAUGGCAAAAAGGGUAUUAAUAAUACUUCAGGAUCUUACAAAGGCUAACUUAUUUAGAUAACAAUGAUCAAC